Molecule: messenger RNA, 3049 nt
Organism: Phasianus colchicus (ring-necked pheasant)
Lineage: Eukaryota; Metazoa; Chordata; Aves; Galliformes; Phasianidae
Gene: EVA1B
Product: eva-1 homolog B
Source: RefSeq, a predicted model, not a curated record
UCCUCACUGCUGUGCUGCAGUCCUGUGGGAGGAGCAGCGGUGUGGGUGCGAUGGCUGUGGAGCAGAAUGGUGAUGGAAGAGCCAGAGCGUGGAGUGCGGGGAGCCCUGGGGCUCAGGAUGGCCCUGCAGCAGUGGUUUGUGGCUGAAGGAUUUCGUGCAGAUCGUCCUAUCGCUCAGUGCUGCAGGGAUGUGCAGGUAAGGAGACCCUCAUUCUUGCAAGAAGGGGUGGGCAUUUCGCUGUGUUUAUGGUGGAGGGAACCUCAGCCUCACAGAGCAGCACAGGAGGUGCCCCUCAACCCCAAGGCUCUGUGUAGGGGAGCUCCAGCACUGUAUGGGGUCCCCGCUGUGCUGUGCAGCGGUGCCUCCCAAACACACCCUGAGCAGCAGAUGGGAUUGGGAUGGGACUGGGCCUAUGGCUGGGAAUAGGACAAGGCUGCCAGGCUCUGUUCCGUGCAUCCCAGGGGAGUGGGACGGAGCUGCCAUUGGCUCCAGCAGGGAGUGCUGACCGCCAGCCUCCUCCGAACUAUUUCCUGUUGCUGCAGCGUUAAUGCUAAACAGACCUUUCUCUCUCGUCUCUCCACAGCCAAAGUGCGGAGGCUCCGCUGCCGUCCCGAUGCCCCACAUGCGCUGUCCCCAGGGGCCCUGAGCACAGCCAUGGAGAGCCGCAAGCAGAACAUGGAGCUGCUGAGCAACAGCAUGGCUGCGUACGCACACAUCCGAGCCAACCCUGAGAGCUUCGGGCUGUACUUCGUGCUGGGCGUCUGCUUCGGGCUGGUGCUGACGCUGUGCCUGCUGCUGCUGCGCAUCUCCUGCCGGCCCCGCACGCAGCACGCGGCCCGGCCCGACCUCAGCGAGGACGAUGAGGAUGAUGAGGAUGAAGAGGAGGACACGGUGGACCGCGCCGCUUCCGAGUCGCUGCUGCCGAUGACCGAGAUCCCAUUAGAGUGCCACGGCCCCGGGGACGGCGCUGCACCCAUCAACGUCUUCGCAUCGGCAGAGGAGUUGGAGCGGGCGCAGCGCCUGGAGGAGCGUGAGCGGAUCAUCCGAGAGAUCUGGCGCAACGGGCAGCCCGACCUGCUGGGUGCCGGCACUUUGGGCCGCGGGCAUUACUACUGAGGGGGGCCAUGGGCAAUGGGCACCCACCCGGAGUAGGGCGGCACCCACGGAGUUCCCUCACCCCACCGCUGUGGGACAUGAUGCACUUUGAGCCAUUGGUACGAAGCCGGGCGGGGGCCCAGCAGCCCCAUGGAUGAGCACAGGGCUGUGGGUGCUGCCCCCAGCAUGGUGCCCUCCUGCCUGGUUCCCAUUCCUGUUUCCAUGCCCGCUGUCUUUGGCCUUUCCGGCACCACCCAGCACAGUGCCGGCUGUUUCCCGGUGGGCUCAGAGCUGCUCACGUUCCCCCCAGCCCGUGCUGCUCCCAGCCCAGCUGCCCCUCCCUCCACAUCUACAAAAAUAGCUCCUUCCCAGCCUGGCCCCGCCAGAUCCAGAUGUUUUCCAGAUGUUCUCCCAGUCCCACGCCAGUGGCGCGAGGCCAAACUGUGCCGAGGGCUGGGGAUGGGAAAUGGUGUGGGGGUGGUGAGGAGGAGGAGGAAGAGGCACGGCUCCCUGCUCUGCUCCCAGCCAGCAAUGGGGCUGUCGGGGCCCUGCAUUCCCCCAGCUGUGACUCUCAGCUUCAUUGGGGGACACAGCAGAACUCAGAGCCCCAACCUUGAGCACACAGCAUCUGAGGCUGCAUAGAGCACAAAGGCCACAGAGCAGCAGAGGGACAGGGAGGGCUUCUGCACUGCAGCAGCGAAUGCUCCUGCAGAUGAAGGCCUUUUGAGUUGGGUGGCAUCGAACCCAUGGAAAAGGGGCCGAUGCAGCUGCAGCCCAAACCCCCGUGCCAAACUACCAGCAGUGGGAGGAGCCGUUUCCUCCCCAGGCUGCUCCACGAGGCUGAAGGAGCAGCGAACACUGAGCACCUUUUGUCCCAUGUUGGUUUAAGGGCUCAAAUUCCAACGUGAAGGAAAACACAGACCGCAAACCCAGGGCAGCAUCACCUCACACCAGGCACAGCAGUGUUCCUUUCCUCUGGAGUGAGAGCAGUGGAAAAACCUUCCCUAAGCUGCAGCAGCAAAAGGCGGUGACCAAUGCAGUCCUUCACAGCUGAUGGGCACAGAGGUUUAGUGCCAGAAUAAAGCAGAGGGCUGCCAAAAGCACAGGCAGGAGGGCUGGGCUGCUGGGGCUGAGGCAGACAUACUGAAACACAGAACGAAGCCGUUACACCUACUCAUUUUAUUGUGUUUUAUUUGCAUAAACAAACGUCAGGGGUUCGCUAAAGAGGAGCUGUUCAAGUCAAAAGAAACCGAGCUCUAGUUGGUGUGUGCAGGGGGUGAGCACAGCAAUGGGGGAUGGGGGGAGUGGGAUGGGUACAGCAGAGCACAGCCCUGCCCUCGGCCCCAGCGCUGCUGCCAACUUCUGCUGAGGAUUCUCAUUCAAAGCAGAAGACAAACAGCCACGUGUGGCCAUCCUACACAGCACAGGAGAGGGUUUGCCUUCAUUUUUAUAAAAAGAUUAAUAAAAAAUACUGAAAAAUCCUCGUCUUUGCUUUGACGUUUGUAGCCCAGGGCAAUGCUGAGGGGCCUUAGAAAACUGUUACCUGGGGCAGAGCGCCAGGGGUCCCAGCAGAAGAGGGGGACAGACAACACGGGGCUGCAGCACACACCAGGCCUAACGCUGUACACAAACAGUGGUGAGAAGGAGGGCGUCUUUUCUUUGCGCUUUAAAAUCAUGCUCAUUUUGUUGCCUUUCAAACAAAAAAAAAAAAGGAGGGGGGGGAGAAAGUCAUUUUUAAAAGGCCCUAGAAGUCAACUGUUACAUUAAAAAAAAAAACAAAAACAUUUAAAAAACCAAAAUCAUAGCAGUUUGGUCCCAACAAGUUAACAUUUAGAUCUUUAUUCACAUGCUUCAUCGCUUCUUACUUCAAGAACCAAAAAUAGUUUCCAAAAUUAUCAUUUAAUUGAUGUUACUACACAAAGGCCUAAAAGGAGAGUAUGAAAUUAAAAAAAAA